UCAGAUGGAGUGAUCGGUCCCAGCUCAGCAUCCAGCCUUCACACCGGACGGUGCGCGAGGAACAGCAGAGCUGCUCUCUGUCGUUCAGCUUUUCAGCUUCUUCACUGAGUUUACAGCCUCGCAAACAGAACUUUGGCCUUUUGGAGCUUCGGAUCUUCGUUUUACAACAUUUCAUCCCGGCGUAAACAAGCGGAAUUUAAGCUUUGGAGGAGAGCGCAGCGGAGGUCUGGAGAUGAACCCCCCGUGUGCCCGCUGUGGCAAGAUCGUGUACCCGACGGAGAAAGUCAGCUGCCUGGACAAGAACUGGCACAAAGGAUGUUUCCACUGCGAAGUUUGCAAGAUGACGCUGAACAUGAAGAACUACAAAGGCUAUGAUAAGAAACCCUACUGCAACGCACAUUACCCUAAGACGUCAUUCACCAUCGUGGCCGACACUCCAGAGAACCUGAGACUGAGACAGCAGAGCGAGCUGCAAAGCCAGGUGAAGUAUAAGAAGGACUUUGAGGAGAGCAAAGGUCGAGGGUUCAGCAUCGUGUCCGACACUCCGGAGAUGCAAAGACUCAGAAGGACUCAGGAGCAGAUCAGCAACGUAUGAACAAACACUGAUACA
Molecule: messenger RNA, 610 nt
Organism: Pelmatolapia mariae (spotted tilapia)
Lineage: Eukaryota; Metazoa; Chordata; Actinopteri; Cichliformes; Cichlidae
Product: LIM zinc-binding domain-containing Nebulette
Exons: 4
Coding region: 233-595 (120 amino acids)
Cellular component (GO): focal adhesion
Molecular function (GO): actin filament binding
Source: RefSeq, a predicted model, not a curated record